Cooperia oncophora is the source of this 693-nucleotide messenger RNA. Lineage: Eukaryota; Metazoa; Nematoda; Chromadorea; Rhabditida; Trichostrongylidae. The record is from the annotation of a GenBank genome assembly.
AUGGAGUUGAUGAAAGAAGUCGAUAAUGAAGGCGAAAACGUUUCCCAACCGUUAUCGUCCAGUUCAACGGCUCAAGCUGUACAGGAGUGCUAUAAUGAUCAAACAGAUGACCUUCUUCUGGCGGCUAGCAUGGCAGCUACCGUAUUCAAUGUUAUGGUCAUAUUUUGUGCCGUAAAACUAUUCAAACGAAGUGGUGACACUAUGCAUCUGUUUAUUCUGAAUAUGACUGUCGGCGAUCUUAUUUUAACUGUAUUUUGUCAUCCGAACGAAUUACUUAUACGGAAACAUGAUUUUCUUCAACAAAUUCACUUAUGUGCUGUAGUUCAUUAUUUCAACUGGACGGGAUUAGCAGUCUCCGGAUUGUCACUUACAAUGCUUAAUAUUGAUAAGUUAAUUUACUUCCGUUGGCCACUCAAUUAUGACAGAUCAAUGUCGAAACGUAGAGCUGCUUUAUUUUGCCUCCUCAUCUGGGGACUGUCUGUUGGUAACGUCUUCAUUAAUCGUCUCCAUAUAUCUAUUCAAUUUAACACGACAAAAACGAAAAUGCUGGAAGUGGUGGAGGAACAUGCAGCAUUCAAAAACAAGCUUGUAAGAUUCCGUCAUUCAACAGGUCAAAUCGUUAGUCUUCAUCUUUGCCACCACAGCCUGGACAUCUUGCAGUUUAUUGCCAUAUCGUAUCAUGAAUUUGGCUAG